Molecule: messenger RNA, 246 nt
Organism: Pelobates cultripes (western spadefoot toad)
Lineage: Eukaryota; Metazoa; Chordata; Amphibia; Anura; Pelobatidae
Source: the annotation of a GenBank genome assembly
AUGGCGGCCGGAAUUCUUAUGACUAUAUUUCCCAUGCGCUGCCAUAAUUCUACUAUUGAUGCUAAUCAUGUGACCCGCGUACUACACUUCCCUACAUGCCGCAGGUCACGUGAUGCAUCUCAAACCCACCCCCUAUUACGUGCGUGCCGUCUGCCUACAGGACGGCUGCACAACUACAUCUCCCAUGCUGCCAAGCCUCUUACUACUUCCGGUCCCAGCAUGACUAUGUUGGCGCCGGUCACGUGA